This is a messenger RNA of Triticum aestivum (bread wheat), 2031 nucleotides long. Its product is annotated as beta-glucuronosyltransferase GlcAT14A. Bases 266 to 1675 code for a protein of 469 amino acids. The transcript has 6 exons. The record is from RefSeq and is a predicted model, not a curated record. Gene Ontology annotation, molecular function: glucuronosyltransferase activity. NCBI's taxonomy places the organism in Eukaryota, Viridiplantae, Streptophyta, Magnoliopsida, Poales, Poaceae. Gene Ontology annotation, cellular component: membrane.
CCAACCAGAUCCCCAGGCUCUCUCAGACCAACCACGAGCCACUUCCUCCCCUCCAACUCCAACACCAACACCAAGCUCGCGCUGCCUCCCGACGGUCACUGUUCACCUUUUCCCCGUAACAGGAACAAGUAGAUCUCAGGGGGAAGAGAGAGAAGAGCGUCCUCUGUCAUUACUUCACUUUCACUCAAGAAGAAAGAAACAUCGCGAGAUUGGUAGAAGCAAGACGCAGGCGGAGGAGGAAUUCAUAGUAGAUGCGUGCGCGUCGAUGAGGAUUCGGGGGCUGGCGAUGAGCGGCGGCAGGGAGGUGGCCAUCUCCGCCGUCUUCACGGCGCUCCUCGUCGUCUCCAUCCUCUUUCUCCCCUCGGUCCUGCUCACCAGCGGCAGGCUCGGCCCAUCCUCCGCCAAGGAGUGGCCGUUCCUCGCGGCGGCCAAGGACGGCGGCUACUACCCGGUGUCGUUCGCGUACCUCAUCUCUGCGUCGACGGGGGACGCGGAGCGAGCGGCGAGGCUGCUGGCGGCGCUGUACCACCCGGCCAACAGUUACCUGCUGCACCUGGACCGCGAGGCCCCCGCCGAGGAGCACCGCCGACUGGCUGAGCUGGUGUCCGGGCAGCCCGUGUACGGGCGCGUGGGGAACGUGUGGAUCGUGGGGAAGCCCAACCUCGUCACCUACCGCGGACCGACCAUGCUGUCCACCACUCUCCACGCGAUGGCGGUGCUCCUCCGCGUCGGCCGCCGCUGGGACUGGUUCGUCAACCUCAGCGCCUCCGACUAUCCGCUCGUCACCCAGGACGAUUUGAUGGAGGCCUUCUCGCGGCUGCCGAGGGAUCUCAACUUCAUACAGCACACCAGCCACUUGGGCUGGAAGAUAAAGAAGCGGGCGCGGCCGGUGAUCCUGGACACGGCGCUGUACGAGGCCGACCGGUCGGAGCUCCUCCGCCCGUCGCCCAACAUCACCACCAACCGCCGGGGACUCCCCACCGCCUUCAAGCUCUUCACCGACAAUUCAGGCCGCACAGCAAGCCGCGAAUGUGCUGGCGAAGCAAAUGCUGCAGUACCUUUUGCUUUGUUCGUCGAUUGCUUCCAAGAAACGGCAGGGUCGGCGUGGACCAUGCUGUCGCGGCGCUUCGCGGAGUACUGCGUGAUGGGGUGGGACAACCUGGCGCGGACGCUGCUGCUCUACCACGCCAACCUCGUCUCCUCGCCGGAGUUCUACUUCCAGACGGUGGCCUGCAACUCCCGCGAGUUCCGGAACGCCACCGUCAACAGCGACCUGCAUUUCAUCCGGUGGGACACCCCGCCCAAACAGCACCCGCUCUACCUCGGCCCCAAGGACUACCGCCGGAUGGUGCUCAGCAGCGCCGCCUUCGCCCGCAAGUUCAGGGACGCCGACCUCGUGCUCGACAGGAUCGACCGGGAGAUCCUCAAGCGCCGACCGCCGUCCCGCGACGACGAUCACGGUGAUCACGCCGCCUCUGCCUCUGUUGCUAGGCACGGCGGGCAGUUCUUCAGCUACGGCGGGUGGUGCUCCGAGGGGGAGGUGGGGCUGUGCUCCAACCCCUGGGAACCCAGCAGGAAGGGGGCCAUCAAGCCCGGCGCUGGGUCAAGAAGGCUCAGGGUCAUGCUCAACAAGAUGUUGUCCGGAAGAAACUUCAGGAAGCAGCAGUGUAGGUGAUCCACCCUUCUACCACGUCCAAGUGGUCUAACUCUGAUGAUCCGAGCAAAGGUGUCAUGUACAUACAGAAAGAGAGAAAAGGGGUACCAAGUUAAGGCAAUUUUGGCUGAGAUGGUGCAAUCUCGCAGAGUAACACAGGACGUGUAACAAUAAUUCAUGGGUUAACACGAUUACAUAUUUGACACGAUCACCCUUCUACCUAACACUGGCUGGUUCUUUAGGUUUUCUAUUCUACUAGAUGAUCCGUGCGCAAAGGGCGAGCGCAAACAAAGUAUUGGAAGAGUGUGCAUUGUAAUAUAUAGAUACAGAAUGGAACAUAUAGAAAUAAACGCAUAAGAGCAUUUUCAGUUGGCAUA